Molecule: messenger RNA, 1365 nt
Organism: Mycosarcoma maydis (corn smut)
Lineage: Eukaryota; Fungi; Basidiomycota; Ustilaginomycetes; Ustilaginales
Product: gamma-tubulin
Exons: 3
Coding region: 1-1365 (454 amino acids)
Biological process (GO): meiotic spindle organization; mitotic spindle organization; microtubule nucleation
Cellular component (GO): nucleus; centrosome; microtubule
Molecular function (GO): structural constituent of cytoskeleton; GTP binding
Source: RefSeq, a predicted model, not a curated record
AUGCCCAGGGAACUGAUCACACUUCAGGCCGGACAGUGUGGUAACCAAAUCGGAUCGCACUUCUGGGAACACCUGUGUCGCGAGCAUGGCAUUGCCAAGGACGGAACUUUGGAAGAGUACGCUGCUGAGGAGCAAGGUGGCGAUCGAAAAGAUGUCUUUUUCUACCAAGCAGACGACGAGCACUACAUUCCAAGAGCUAUCCUGGUAGAUCUCGAACCGCGAGUCAUCAAUAAUAUCCUCUCAGGGCCGUACAAGAACCUGUACAACCCAGAGAACAUUUACAGCAGCAAGACAGGGGGUGGCGCUGGUAACAAUUGGGCGCAAGGCUACGCGGCCGGAGAAAAGAUUGCGGAUGAACUCAUCGAAAUGGUAGAUCGAGAAGCCGAUGGCAGUGACAGUCUCGAGGGCUUUAUGUUGAUGCACUCCAUUGCAGGAGGAACCGGUUCUGGUCUCGGCUCUUUCCUGCUCGAGAGACUCAAUGAUGCUUAUCCCAAAAAGCUCAUUCAGACCUACAGUGUUUUCCCCAACUCAGAGGAGAUAUCCGACGUUGUAGUGCAGCCGUACAAUUCGAUUCUCUCCAUGAAACGUCUUACAAACAACGCCGACAGCGUCAUCGUUCUCGACAAUGCAGCUCUCAGCAGGAUCGCGACGGACCGACUUCACCUCCAGAACCCCAGCUACAGUCAAACCAACCAGCUCGUUGCUACCGUCAUGGGCGCAUCCACCACCACGCUGCGUUUCCCAGGAUACAUGAACAACGACCUUGUUGGAAUGAUUGCCUCGUUGAUCCCGACACCAAGGGCACACUUCCUCAUGACCUCUUACACACCUUUCACAUCCGACAAUGUCGAACGAGGCAAAGCUACCAUGAAGACUACAGUGCUCGACGUGAUGCGUCGUCUGCUGCAACCCAAAAACCGCAUGGUCAGCACGCUCGGCGCCUCGAAAUCCAGCUGCUACAUCUCGAUCCUCAACAUUAUCCAAGGCGAAGUUGACCCACGAGACGUUCACAAAUCGCUGCUGCGCAUUCGCGAACGUCACCUUGCCAGCUUUAUUCCAUGGGGACCAGCUUCGAUCCAGGUCGCUCUGUCCAAGCGAAGCCCGUAUGUGCCCAGCUCGCAUCGUGUCAGCGGUCUCAUGCUCGCCAACCAUACGGGUAUUGCAAGCCUUUUCAGAAGAAUGGUGGAUCAGUACGACAGGCUCAGAAAGAGAAGCGCCUUCUUGGAUAUGUACAAGCGCGAGCCCAUGUUUGCCAAUGACCUGUCCGAGUUCGACGAGGCUAGAGAGACGGUGGCCGAACUCAUGGCUGAGUACAAGGCGGCAGAGAGCCCAGAUUAUAUUACCGGCCAGCCAGACGAUCUAUGA